Umbelopsis ramanniana AG is the source of this 959-nucleotide messenger RNA. RefSeq lists its product as uncharacterized. The coding region runs from base 116 to 910 and encodes 264 amino acids. The record is from RefSeq and is a predicted model, not a curated record. Gene Ontology annotation, molecular function: RNA-DNA hybrid ribonuclease activity; magnesium ion binding; nucleic acid binding. NCBI's taxonomy places the organism in Eukaryota, Fungi, Mucoromycota, Umbelopsidomycetes, Umbelopsidales, Umbelopsidaceae. The transcript has 8 exons. Gene Ontology annotation, biological process: DNA replication, removal of RNA primer.
AAAAAUCGAGCAAGGAAAUUUACUCGCGACGUGGCCUACAAUUCAUUCCUAGCUGUAUACAUUCUUCAUACUGUUCAAAUACAUAUAUUCUACGUCACCACACUUAACUUCUGCAAUGCCAAAAGCUGCAAGAACGUACUACUAUGCUGUGCGUGUUGGUAAAAAACCCGGCAUUUACACUCAAUGGUCCGACUGCGAAAAGCAAGUGAUAGGGUACCCUAAUUCUAGAUACAAAAAGUUUGUUUCAAAGCAGGAAGCCGACGACUUCCUCUCAGCAACCGAGUCAAAAGGGAACAGUAGUACAUCCCGUAAGCAUGCAACCACCACUAAUUUCGCUGGCACCUCUAAAGAUACAUCUGGGGAUACGAAAAUUGGCAUUGCUGGAUCGAAGAUAGAAACCAAAACGGAACGUGAAGAAAAAGUAGCAUUGAAGGACGAAGGCAUGAUAGUUUAUACUGAUGGAGCUGCGUCAGGGAAUGGAACUAGCAAGGCGUAUGCUGGUAUUGGUGUGUAUUGGGGACCUAAUGACAAAAGCGAGCCAUUGGAAGGAAAACCAACUAAUCAAAGAGCUGAGAUUCAGGCUGUAAUCCGAGCGAUCGAGACAUGUGGGAAUGAUAAAAGUCGGUUAAAUAUCUGCACAGACAGUAUGUAUACUGUAAAUGCGGUCAAAUUCUGGCGAAAAGCAUGGGAGAAGAAUAAGUGGAAAACAUCUAGUAACAAAGAUAUACAAAAUGAGGAUUUGUUUAGGAGGCUGUUCCACCUAAUAGACACCCGACCUGGAAUGGUGGUACUGAAACAUGUUCGAGGUCACCAGGGAGUUGAUGGCAAUGUACAGGCUGACCAACUAGCUGUGAAUGGAGCUAUGCUAUCGGCAAACAAUAAAAAGUCACCCGACAAUGUAAUCAAAUGACUUGCUUCCGAUCUUUAUAUUCUCGCUAUUCAAUACAAUACUUUGUGCA